AACCGUGAUAUCAAAAUUAGAGUUUUAACCAUGUUUUGAGGGGGGGGGAUCUGACCUUAUAUGUAUGGAAAUUGCCGACCAUGACUGCGAGAGAAAAAAAACUUGUGGUACAGUCUUACAAUGGAUGGGCCGUGUCUGCGCACGAGCUAAACAUGCAGACGGCAAAAGUGAGGGAGAUGGUCCACAACACUGUCUUCGUCAACUCCUACUCACACUGUCUCAGCACUGUGUUGACUGAAGUUGAUAUUUUGUGAUCUGAGGCCGUUCCCUUCAUUUUUGUUCCCCACCGACUGAGGUUCUUCAAUGAAACUUGGAGCGAGGUCAAUGCUGACCGACUGCCACUGGACAACAACUCAAUGCUCCUCAGUGAAGUGGCGAACACCUACCACGCAUUUUACGACACCAUCAACCACAUUGGGAACAUGGAUGAGGUAAAUGGCGAAUCAUCCUAUGAAGCAAACAAUCUUGUUUCGAAACUUGAGGAUUUCCCGUUUGUGUUCCAGCUCUUCACCUACGAGCAGGUUUUCCCCAACAUUGAUGUUGCGUUUGACACUCUGAAGCACAAAGCAAUGGAUGUGGCAGCCUGCAAAGCUAGCAUUGAGGAGCUGGUUCAACACAUCCAGAGAAAGAAGUCUGACUCUGCCUUCGACAGCGUCUACCAGAAGGCUGAGAGUUUGGCUCAACAUCCAUGCGAGAGUCUCAAGUGGACGGAUGACUUAGACCCUCUGACACACUUCAAGGCUGUGUACUACGAAGCUCUGGAAACCCUCAUCUCUCAGAUCCAGGUUUGUUACACACAUCUGGAUGACCUACGCUUCCUCGAGCUGCUGGAUCCAGCGAAGUUCACUGACAAUAACAUCCGUUUUGCAACAGACGUGUUGGAUAGCCUGGCGAAGCUCUACGGGGGCUUCUUCAACAUGGACAGGCUCAGAGUGGACCUGAAGGCGUUCUACACAGGCCAAGGACAGCAGCAGGACAGCCACAAGCUCUGUUUCAUCCGGUCCCAGAAGAACCCACUACCAGAGCUCUACAAGCUGAUGUGCCUUGUGGCGACCAUUGGAGUGACCUCAGCCUACGUGGAGGAAAGCUUCCCCUGCCAGAAGCGCAUUCAGGACUUUGUGAAAGGGGAAAAGCUGGACGAUCAGCUCCACCAGAACAUGGCCAUGAUGUGCAUAGAGAAUGAACAGUUGAGGGUCUGUCAGGAGCUCGGGGAGCGGCGCUGGUAUGACAAGGUCACGAACCUCUGGGCCAGAAAGACCAAGAGAGAAGAUGAGUUCAUCACCAAGAUGGCUGCAGAAUGGUUGAAAGGACAGGCAGCAAAGAGGACCUCCACAGCAACAGAGGAAUCUCAGGAGCCACCUGAGAUUCAGGGAAGCAUGAUGACGAGUUUCUCACACGACUGGCCUGUCUUGGUGAUGUUUUUUCUCGCCUGAAUGAUCUGAAUCUAGAUUACAGGGACUCUCCGCAACUAUAUUCAAUGUGCGGGACAAAAUUGAGGCUAUGAUUAAGAAGUUGGAGCAUCAUUGUAUGAUUUUUUUUGUGUGUAAAUGAACUCAAGCUUACAGACAAUGUCAAGGUGGUGAGUUAUUCACAAUUUUUGAUGAACAAAUAAGGUUUUAUAUGUAAGAUGGCUAAAGAAAGAGCAAAAUUAUUGAUAAUUAUUAUAUUAUUAUUUGUGUAAGAUUCCUCAUUUUCAUUAGUGGCAGGUGCGCUAUCACCGUCAGAAGAAGCCAGCAGAAAACGAACGGGUGGACAUCUCACAUGAGGUAAGUUAUUACAAGACGUAGAUAAAUUGAGCCUUGAGAUUUGUGGUUUUUCUAUGACAUUUAUCCAUGAUAAUAGUCAUGUCAAUGACAACCAGGAAUGCACAUCAGAAUUUGAGUUUAACAAGUUGUCAACUGUCACUUUGUUUUCGUGAAAAUAAAUACUGUUUUAAUGACAAGAACUAGUUGCACUUUCUCCAGGUUGUGUAUGACCUACGGUCAUUGUUAAAAGUUUUGUUUGAAUAGAACAACUUAUAAAAAGGUGACAUUUUAUCUUCUAUGAAUUCUAAAGUUAGUUUCCACACCAUAUUUUUAUUUUACGGCUCACUUUUCUGCCAUGUACAGUUGAAGAUGUCAAGCCCAAGACAG
Molecule: messenger RNA, 2132 nt
Organism: Salmo salar (Atlantic salmon)
Lineage: Eukaryota; Metazoa; Chordata; Actinopteri; Salmoniformes; Salmonidae
Source: RefSeq, a predicted model, not a curated record